Mya arenaria is the source of this 2227-nucleotide messenger RNA. RefSeq lists its product as uncharacterized. Lineage: Eukaryota; Metazoa; Mollusca; Bivalvia; Myida; Myidae. The record is from RefSeq and is a predicted model, not a curated record. The transcript is spliced from 9 exons. The coding region runs from base 187 to 1818 and encodes 543 amino acids.
ACUCCACUUUGGGUAGUAUAAGUCGGACGCAAGACAUUGUCUUAUCGUUGUACGCAAAAUUUGAUAGUUUUUGUUGAAUUUCCGUGGAAGCGAGUGCUAUCUUUAACGGACUUUUGAAAUAUAUUUUAAAACACAUUUGUGUCCGCCGUGUUUGAUUACAAUUGUUUCAUGUGAGUGAUUAUAGGGAUGCCUCUCCACCCACCAGUUAAGUCUCCGAACAUUGAAAAGCUUUUCAACUACCUUCAGAAGUCUCAGUGGCACAAUGUUUCAGCCAGCUUCUCUGGUUUUGUCCGUAAGGAGUUUGAGGAAGACCUCACUAAACUCGAGGAGGAUGAGGGGAUGUACAGGGAUUUGAAGCUUAUGAUUGAAUAUGCAGAGAUGGGACGGUUUAGCGAAGCGAGGAAUUUGAUGGAUCCGGCGUUUAAGGAAUAUCAAGCGAUUCUACAUAAUCUAGACGAACUGCAUUUAACGAAGUCUGCGAGACACAGAGCCCAGUACACUGAUCGUUCCCAUAUGGAGCAGGCUCCUCCAACAAAUCGCCAAGAGGUUUAUAGUCCAGAGAAGCGACCACCACCGACUCCGAAGCAAAUGCCAAAUCCUGGCUACAUGUCUCCUCAAAGACAACCAAUGUCUCCUUCAAGGCAACACCAGGAUCUUCCACAAGAGCGUGAAAAAAUUGAAAGUCCUUCCCCACAGUACCGACAAGAACAACAAAACCCUUACGACAUUCACAGGGAAAACUACGAUGGCCUCAGACUUAAAUCGCCAGAGAAACAACCAUACUCUCAAUCGUCCAGACUACCUACACCAAAUGACAGGCCAGUCCGUCCAUCAAGCCAUAAAAGCGAUAAAGGUUCCGAGCCUGGACACUAUAACAGUAACAAUCAGAUGGCCUCCUCAAAAGCGCUCUGGGGUAGAGAACAUGGAGACAAGCCGAGCGAAAAAAUUGGAAGCAGCACAUAUCGACAAGAAUUCCAAAAGAUUCCGAUGGAAAACAAUGAAAGAGUUGACCGAGAUAAGUAUAGAGAGAACUUUGGGUCCCUGGCAGAACGAGACAUAUACAGAAGUGAUGCAGAUGACAGGAUCGGCUCUUCUGAAAGUGCAAGAAGACCCGGUCACCAAAAGCGGCACCCGGAAACACCAGACUACGACCAGCGACCCAGUGAACUAGCAAGAAAGUUCAAGUUGCUGUUUGAUAAUGAAUGGAAAGAUGCUUACGACGAAGUAUGCGGGUUUUACGCUAAAUCAUCACAGUCUGCCCGGGAAAAAACAGCAAGGCAUCUGCUGUGGAUUGUUACGGAGGCUUGGCUUAUAAACGAUGAUGUUGCAGAGAAGCAAUUAAAAGAUAUUGAAAAGGCUACGCUUGGUCUUAUGACUACGCCUGGUCCAGAACAUCAUGUUGGUGGAUACCCGCCAAGAAAUCUGGGAGACACCAUUCCAACCUCACGAAAUCUUCUACUGAAAUACCGCAAACAAACAGCCGUCCUUUCCAUACCUUAUAUCAAACAGGAAUGCCGUGACAAGGUAACAAGAACGCUUUUGGAGUCCUCACGAUUUCCGAAGUCGUUUUUUGCGGACAGUUCCCGACUUGUCGCCUACAUCCAGAAGUGCGCCGAACUAACGUGGAUGAUGUGUGUCCAUGACCCUCCUAUUGUUCUAGAAUACAUCACCAAGGAAACGGAGGGAUCACGCUUUAAUUUCGAUCACUAUAUUGUGCAUGAACAAUCGGGAACAACGUAUGAUUAUGGUGUGUGGCCAAUGCUGAGAUUGGGCAAAAAGGGUCAAAUAUUAUCAAAAGGCUACGCAAAGGGCAUCUGAAGACUCUGAAUGCAGGGACUUGUAAAAUAUACUAGAUAUUCAGACACAAAAUAUAUAGACAAUUGUUACUAGCGAUUUCUAUUUAACUGUCCCAUGUAAACUAAAAAUGUGUAUUUCGCAGUUUUAAUCAUAUGCCAAUAACUGUUAUUAUAUUGACAUCCAGAACUUGUUUUAGAAGACGGCAUGCAAUGCUUUAUUUUCAGUAGAAUUAUACCUUGCUUGUUUUCAUUUAAGUAGUGAUGUGUUAGUGUUUGGUUAGAACAGUCUAGCUUUCUAUUAUGUUAUCAUCGUAUUGUCUUUGUUAUGUGUUUGUAUUUUGCUAUUUAUUUAACUUUCACCACUGUCAUCGAGCAAUAUCUGUGAUACUUGUAAAUAUCCUUUUAGAUUAAUAAACGCGUUUGAAAAAGUU